Molecule: messenger RNA, 6385 nt
Organism: Pocillopora meandrina
Lineage: Eukaryota; Metazoa; Cnidaria; Anthozoa; Scleractinia; Pocilloporidae
Source: the annotation of a GenBank genome assembly
AUGUCCGUCAAUUCGAGUUUCUUUCUUUUAACACUUAAUUUUGUGAUAAUAUCGCUCCAGAAACUGCACAGCAAUGCGUUUAUCGACUUUGGUGAAAGGGGAAUUGUGGAAGCCGUCGUAUUUGCAGAAUUCACAUCUCAAUUUAGAGAGCCGUAUAAUCUGCUUUAUUUCAAGUCUGCAUUUCUUGUGGUUCACUGUCAGUUGAGAAAUCGCAGCAGCGAUACUCAAAACUCGCGUAAUGUGUUAGUCAAUCAGUAUUCCUCUCAAGGUAUGACUCCAAUUGUCACUAUCAUCACUUUAAGCUGGUCAAAAUCUUACUUCUUCGACCAACUUGUCCAAGGCGAAGACUGCUACUGGACGAUGAAUAUUUCGAAGCAAGAACUAUGGGAGCAUUACCAUGAAGAAAGCCACGGGAGAAUUCCGUGGCAGUUCAAAAUAGAACUUGGGCAAGACCUCAAUUUGUUUGAAUCCUGGGGAACUCUUGUAUUACCAGAUUUUGAGCCAAUUCUUUCCGUUCAAUUCGGAGACUAUAUGUCAGACCUGAACGCAAUUCCAGCUGUGGAAGAUGUCAUUGUAUGGCAGCAUCCAUGUACUCCGGGAGUCGCUGUUUUGGUUCCUGUGUUUGAGGUGAAAGAGUCUUUCACAGGUAAUUGGAAGGGAAAAUUAAAUGUGACCUUUAUUUUUGCUUUGAAUACUCCAAAAAUAGUCUGAAACUAAGCUAAAAUAUGAUUAAAAAGACACUGAAAUGAGGAAAGAAUUUUUAUGUGAAUGUCAUAAUGCAAAGUUAGAAACCCAUGUUCCUGCAACUAAACGUUGACCGCCAACGUUUGAAUUUCCCCUCUGUACUACUAAUUUUCUUGGUGUUGUAAUGAGGAUUAUAAAUGUACUUCAUACGAAAAGAAAUUAUAUUCACAUUUAAAGCACGAACAGCUGAAAAGCAGAUGGCGAAAGUUAAACUUUUUUCUUUCGCAUGGAAAACACGGUUCAGCGAAAAACUUCCACGUGGUCUUCAAUUGCGAGAAAAUUUUAUUUUCACUCUUUUAACUGUACGUCUCUAUGUAGUGUAUUCAGCUAAAUCGAACGAAAAGUAGCAAUCAAAAUCAGCAAUUAAAUAAUGGAAUUCUACUUCACCCAAUGAAAGUUUGACUAGAUCUAUAAAUUACAGAGAUCUUUCACUGUCUCUACAGGAUGCUACAUGGCUGUAACCCAUGGAAGUUUCACAUCAAACACCACACAUUGGUAUGAUCUCCUUCACCGCUCAUCUGGCAAACCAGAUAACUACUCUAUCUGCAAAGAAAGUUCGUUUACCAGUUGUGAAAAACUGUCAAUUUUGGACUUGGCUGUGUUUAACAACCACAUUUUGCUUGUAACCUCAAAAGGUGUGUUAAGGUCGGAAUCGAUCGAUGAAGCCUCAGGACUUAACAUAAGAAAGGUACGGUUGCCUUAUCAAAGGCUCGUAUUGACAGUAUUGGUGGGUAGCUUAAGUCAUAGAAUGAUUAGUGCUUUUUAUAUCAAUUUUUAUUCAACACUUUCAAAUUUUUUGUUAAAGUGAUUUAAAAAUAAAAGUUGCUAAGGGGUGGCAAUAACUUUCAUGAUACUACAAGGUAAGAAAAAUUAAUGAUUUGGAAAAGCGUUUCCAGCGAACGACGUACUCAACAUUUGAUUUCGCUUUUUUUUUCUGAUCCUUAAGUAGGUCUAACGGAAUAAAAAGUAUCUAUGUAAUGAAGGGUAGAUCAGGGGCUCUUUUCUGCCGCUUGACGUUACGCUAUACGUCAUGUUUAGACUACUAUUUCUUUUCAAGAUUUUGAGAGGGAUGGUCUCAACUUUAAUCUUUUGUAAUAAUCAACUAUUACCAAUAAUUGAGUCAACUGUAAAGUUUAUGAUACUUUCCUUAACUCUAAAGCUCAAGUUUCAAAGAGCACCCAAUAUACAUCCGAUAAUCGAGCAAGCGUUCAAAGAUGGGACAGUGGAACGUGACAGAAUCAAGUUGCAUCAUACAGUUCACUGUAAUAGACACGAGAUAUUGAUCACAGAGCAUGCGGUACAUUUGGUUUAUACGCCGUCUGGCGGGGAAUAUUCUAUUCUUCUAACAAGUAAACCUCCCUUUGAUAUAUGGUCUCCUAUAAAGCUUCCUGACCAGAUGAAGUCUUUCACUGUGCUUGGUGUCGCUUGGGACACUCAAAGAACUACAGCGGUUUUGCUUGUGAAGGACCCUUUUAAGGUAAAGGCUUUGAGGGUCUGCAGAAGGGAUAUUCUGAAAUUCUAAAUUGCUGAAUUAUAGCUUGUAAUAUCUGUAAAUGUAUUUGAAUGUUUUUCAACAACAAUUUGUUAUUGUUACUGGUUUUUUUUUUUUUUUUUUAAAUAAUAAGUAGUGUAAGGAAUGAUAUAUUCCAAAACGUUAUUUUGAACACGAAGUAAUACCUGGUAAAAAGCUCAAGCCCAUUGAACAUUUCGAUUUAAUUAAAACAAGUCACAAAGUCUGAAACGUCAUUUAAAAAUCCAGCUUUUAACUGUAAAUCACAGGUCAAGAUGUCGGAAAUGUGCAAAGAGGAAUAAUACUUGCUAAUUUUUCGGAGCCCUGUAAACUAUUGCAGCUGUUUAAAUUAGCAAACGGUCAUAUGAUAUGUUCUUAUUUCACAGCCUAUACAAUCCCUGUUAUUACGAACUUUGUGAUCGGCAGGGCUCGAUUGAUUUUUCCAAUGUGUAUAUCGUUUUACUGUGUUCACAGGUACAAUGUUUGGUCGCAGUACUUCAUCUACAGACAUUCCGACUUAUGCAGCCCAUUUUUCGAUUCCCAAAUCAUGUCAAAUUUAGAAGGAUUAAUAUGCAUGUUCACACUCAUGUUAUUUUCGUCUAUGGAUCCCAGGUAAGACAUCAAAGUUUAAAAAGACACAAAUCGGCCGUGGGAAGUAAAGAGGCAUCUACCAGCCUAUAAAAACUCGUAAUUUUUUGCGAGAGAGUACUCAGUAUUUUCUUGGUAAAUGUUAUAGCUGGCAUCAUUGGCUUCUACGGCGGCGGAAGGCUGGGGAGAGAAAGACAUGUGUACCUUUCCCCGCCCCUUUCCCCACCGUCCACUCCAAACCCAAAUCAAACAUGGUAGGUCGAAUAAACGAUCGCGAGCUUGCAACGUUAACUCACCCUAAUAAGACACAGGGCGUGAAAUUGCGCCUGAUACAGGCGCCAAUGCGACUAAAUUUUCACUUUGGCGACCAAAUCCUGAAAGUUAGUCGCCAAAUUGGCGACUAGAACGUUUCAUCAUAACCUUGCCAAGAGAUAGAGUGAAUUAAAAAGAUUUGUAAAGAUAAAUCCGCGGCAAACUUCCUCGUUAAGUUUGUUUCCAAAACGUAGCACAUGCAUCUCGAUCGAUAACUAGACGCCAUCUUGGAUUUAGAUGAGCCUGAACGUUGUUUAUCAUCCAUCCAUAAAGAUCUUUUCGCUAACUUAAUUUUGGAGGGUCUAUCUAGAACGCUGACAGCGUAAAGAAAGAUUUUGUUUGUCUUUGAAAAUGGCGACCAACUUGUUUUGAAUUGGCUACCACUGAAGAAUUUAGGAGCCAAGUGGCUAUCAGAAAAAAAAGUUAAUUUCACGCCCUGAGACACCUGCACUGCAGGUUAGGCAGCCUGAGCCCUUGUUUUAAAUUGGAAGUAUAAGAUAAUAGUUCGCUGCUGCAGCAGAUGGAGAAAAAAAUUAAUCUAAUAACCUUCGUCAUUCUUAUGUUCAUCUUUCGGUACAGGGGUAUGUUAUAGUUUUAAUGAUAGGCCUAUAUGUACAGGGGUUAUAGAAGAAAGGUCUAAGUUGGAAUGAUUUUGCUAUCAUACCAACAAAAAGCUUAUUUCUUACCUUUUCUCUUAAAUCUAAACUUAUCAAGGCCAUCAUUAAGCUCAUGUAAUGUAAUAUAAUAUUGCAAUUUUUUGUAUGAUUGUUAUGCAAAUAAGAAUAAGAAUUUUAAAAAAAUGUAAGAUAGGGUCAUUCAAAUUUAACUUGAUUUAAUGACCCAUUUAUGGGCCAAGGUAAAUGAGAAGCUUAGAAAGCUCUCUUGCGACUCGUUUCAUUGUACCGCUGUAGUGUGAUCAGAAAUUGAUUUCAUAAAAACGAUUUAUGAACUUAGUUUGGGGUCCUUUAGGUGUGGUUAUCUCUAGACGGAGGAAACUCGUUUAAUAAGAUGCUGGAUACACAGCUCCGAGGUGAUUCCGUAUCGUCAAUUUUUACCAAUGCCCUGGGAGAUGCAUUUGCAUUGGUUACAAGUCUUGGUGCUGUGUACAGUGGCUGGUCAGGUAUUCCGCGAGUCAGUCGCAUUGAGCCACCUGCAUCCUUUACCAAGUGCUCCCUUAAGCUGCCUUAUUUUCAGCAUGAUAAGUUGGUCAACAUAAUUUGCGUGCAGAACGUAUCAAGUGAGCUGAAAUUCAGUAUUUACAGUAUUGAUCUAGCUUCACAGAUCAAAGCAGACAUGAUUUUCCUUCACAGGCCUCUUCUCGUUCAUUUUGUAUCUGAAAGAAAAGUGGAAUUUUUAGCCUUUUGCGGAGAUGCCUUUUUCUCAGAUCAGAUUGGUUGUUCUGACUCGUUUCAGCAAUCUGAUGUUGGACGCGUAGUGCGAACAAAAAAUGGGGGCUCAGCAUUGAUAACUGAGGUGUACGACAGCAAACUCACGAGUGAGUUUAGUGCGCUUGUCACUGCUCUUGUUAUUAAACCAUUCGGUCUUGUUGACAGAUCAGACUCUCCAGCACUCCAUUACACUCUUCAAUUAAACAUUACAGGUUCACAUGCUGAAUUGCACCUGCAGAACUCAGGAAACGAUUCGGGCUGGCAAGGGGCAGACAUCGGUAAGACGGUUCUUCUGUUCAAUGGGAUAAGUCUGAUUCUGACGGCGUGCAAAAGUCUUUCAUCCGCUACUGGAAGGCUACCAAUGUCAUGGGAUGAUACUGGAAUUUACACUGAAUUUUUUGAAGAAGGAAUGUGGUACCUCAUGGAUUUUCGUCCUUUUAAGGGCUUUCGUCCGCUAAGCACUCCAGUUCUUCAAGUGCGCAAAACGGAUCUUAAUCAUGCCAUAGCAGAGUUGCUAAAUAAUGAUCAGUUCUCAUUUUCAAGUGAUUUUGUCGGGCAUGUCUUAAAAUAUGACCACAAGUGGGGCUUGAUUACCUCUGUCAGUGAUGCCUCAGUCGAUAUCAAGAGCCCUGGUGACUUGGAGCCGGGUAACUAUACCAACAACUGGGGUGUUUACGAAGCGCAAGUUAGUAAUAAUUCGUACAUCCCUUAUAUUCCAAAGCCUCAAUUUCAUGGUUGGUGGUUGGCAGAAGACGAGUGUCGACAUUUCCUUUUCGAAGAGCCGCCCAGUAGGCUAGAACUCUACCAUUUGGACUCUGGCGAAAGUCUUAACUUUACCCUCCGCGUAAUAUUCAAAGGAGAAGUAUAUAAAAAUCCCACGAAACCUUUCGUGAGGCUGUUUAUUGGAAAACCUUCCCUGUUUUAUGUGAAGUCAUCUUAUCGAUACCAAAACAUGAAUCACACUCUCCAAGUCAAUUUGACAAAAAGACCUUUUAUCGUUGGAAUAUCGUCAGUUUCUGUUAGAUUAGAACAAACUGUUUCUCUGAUAUGCAAGGAGGCAUCUUAUACCGUGCACGGGGGUUGUCCACCGGAUAAAAAGCUUCGUUUCUUGUAUCCUACAUCAUUUUCUCUUGAUGCAUUUUUAGAUUCGGAAAUAACUGAUUCCAAAGGCAUAGUGAGGAACAUAAAAGUACCUUUCAACUACAGAACUCCAUCUUCACGAGGCAAAGCAAUACCAAUGUCGGAAAAUACUUACAACGUGGACCCACAAAAACCACUUUACAAAACCACGUAUGCUAUCACUAGAAACACACUUCGAUAUAAACAAUGUAGAGGGAAAAAAGUUCGCUCUGAUUGUGGAUGUUCGAGGCAAAUGAGAGGGUCUUCUCUUGUUGAACAUUCGGACUGCAUUGAUACUGUCUACCGCGUUAUGUUCAGUGAAAAAUUAAUUCCACGCUUUGUGGUGUUAGAAGAGCAUAAGGAAGAAGAACCUCUACGUUUCCCAUUUUAUCUUGAAGAACUGAAUCAAAGGAAAGAUUUCAUAGUACUUUCCCCGAGUGAUCUCACUUUUGUUGGAAUAUCACCGCCAGUGUUAGAACAGAGUCUUAACAGUUCGAUACAGUUUGAAGGCUCGGGCUUGUAUCAUUUUCGUGCUCGAGUUGUACAAGAGAAUUACACUUUCGGUAUCUUGACAAAUGAAUUUGUGGUUUUUGUCGUCGAUACUCCUUUGCCUUUUCCUGUGAAUGACGUUGUAAGAGCCUGCACGGGAAUGGGAUUUGCAAGUUUGUUAUUUAUUGUUUAUAUGAAACACUUUCAUGGGAAGAAGAAGAUGAAGAAUGAUUAG